This is a messenger RNA of Debaryomyces fabryi, 1830 nucleotides long. RefSeq names its product Rbd1p (gene RBD1). Gene Ontology annotation, molecular function: serine-type endopeptidase activity. The transcript has a single exon. Gene Ontology annotation, cellular component: membrane. Bases 1 to 1830 code for a protein of 609 amino acids. NCBI's taxonomy places the organism in Eukaryota, Fungi, Ascomycota, Pichiomycetes, Serinales, Debaryomycetaceae. Gene Ontology annotation, biological process: proteolysis. The record is from RefSeq and is a predicted model, not a curated record.
AUGUUUAAUACAAAUCAUUUUCAUGAUCGCAUGGGAUCAGAAGACUUGAGAAACCAAUUUCUAUCGAAUGCAAAUCCGCCACAGCCUAAAGAUAAUCUAAGGCCAAAUGGUAGCUACGUUACAGAUGAUGAUGACCGUUCAAUUAUAUUUGGUAAUGAUAACUCUAAUCUAGCACCAUACCCAACUUCUAAGGGGUAUUCAGGCAUUUCAAAAAAUUCAGAUAGUUCGAACGCAAAUACGCACGAAUAUGAACUAGACAGACUACAAUCAACAUACAGCAUUAAUAAUAGCUCAGCCGAGAAUCCGUUUAACCCGCUACAGGGAAACCAUCCAUAUAAUGGCUAUGGUCAAAAACAGAAAGAGAAUCCAUUUAGAGAUCAGUCAGUGCCGGAGUUUCCACAACAAGAGUACAAUCCAUUUGAACCACAUAGGGAGCAACCUCCCAUACCAGUAGAUGAUGAAUAUGAGAAGAUGAGAAAAAAUGAGAAAGCUAGAUUGAAGCAGUUAAGAAGAAAGCCGAGAUUUCAUUAUACAAAGUUACCAUAUUUUACUAUCCUAGUGACACUAAUUCAAGUGAGUGUAUUUAUUGCAGAAUUAGCUAAGAUGUCAAGUUUGACUGGCUCUGCAUUUCAAACAAAACCAUAUUUCAAUCCGAUGUUAGGGCCUUCUACGUACUUGAUGAUCAACAUGGGUGCCCGUUACGCUCCAUGCAUGCAAUCUAUUAAAGGAAUAACCAAUGAUACAACUAUAAAUUUCCCAUGUCCAAAUUCGACUACCACAGAUACUAAUGUUUGUUCAUUGAAUGAGUUAUGUGGAUUAAGCGGUGUGCCGGUAAAAGAUGAUGUCUACAAACCUCACCAGUGGUACAGAAUUAUAACACCGAUAUUUCUACAUGCUGGAUUUUUGCAUAUAAUAUUUAAUUUAUUACUUCAAGUUACUAUGGGUGCAUCAAUUGAACGAAGUAUAGGCAUUAUAAAAUAUUCCAUCAUAUAUUUGAUGAGUGGUAUAUCCGGCUUUCUUUUAGGGGCUAACUUUUCACCGAACGGAAUCGCGUCAACAGGUGCUUCUGGUGCCCUCUUUGGUGUAGUGGCUACUAAUAUAAUGAUGUUUGUUUACUGUGGGAAGAAAAAUACUAAUAUAUACGGGACAAAAAAAUACGGUUUGUUCAUAUUUAUUAUGAUUAUGGAAAUUAUCAUAUCAUUAGUGUUAGGACUUUUACCAGGAAUGGACAACUUUAGUCAUAUAGGAGGGUUUGCGAUGGGUAUUCUUACGGCUAUUAUUUUAUUGCCUGACCCAUUUUUUAUAUAUAUCGAUGGAAUAAUUACCUAUCAUGCCCGAGACGGUACAAUGCAACAAUUUAGGAAUAAUUGGAACCCGAUGUACAAUUGGGAAGACAAAAUACCAUCAAGAUUUUAUAUUUGGUGUGGCAUAAGAGUUAUAUGCUUAGUGUUGGCUAUAGUUUACAUAGCCAUGCUAGUAAAGAACUUUUUCAAUAGUGGAGAAAACCCGAUAGACAAUAAUUGUUCUUGGUGCAAAUAUAUUAACUGCAUUCCUGUUAAUGGAUGGUGUGAUAUCGGCGAAGUAACCGUAGAGACAGAGAACACUUCAAAUUCUAAAAGAAGCAUUGAUUCGGAAAUGUUGUUUUCAGAGACAAAAUUAAAAAAUAUUGAAGUGCUUGAGACUACAUCACAUUUAGUUCAGCAUAAUAGUAAUCACAUAUCAUCUGGCAGCUCAUUUUUUGAGUAUCAAAAUACAAGUACGGGGUUAGUAAUUUGCCUUUUUCUUGGAGCAAUGACACUCAAAUUUUAUAAAUCAAAGAAACAAAUUUAA